Messenger RNA from Stegodyphus dumicola, 465 nucleotides. RefSeq lists its product as uncharacterized. NCBI's taxonomy places the organism in Eukaryota, Metazoa, Arthropoda, Arachnida, Araneae, Eresidae. The record is from RefSeq and is a predicted model, not a curated record.
AUGAGUAGACAACAGGUAGCGAAAUGGUGUCGUUCUUAUCAAGCGGGCAGGGAGCAUGUUGAAAACCGCAAUAUGGAAGCGAGCGGCCGUCCAAGUUCUUCAAGGACAGAUAUCAACAUGGCACGCGUUGAAGAAAUCAUCCAAAGGGAUCGACGAGUAACCGUGCGUGAGAUUGCCUCAGAGUUGGACCUGAGUUAUGGUAACGUUCAGCGUAUCGUAACCGAUGAGUUGCGAUGUUCCAAAGUUUCUGCCCGCUGGGUUCCACGUGCGUUGUCCGCGGGGCAUAAGGCCACUCGAAUGAUGUGCAGCCUCACAUUUCUUCAGCGAUACCAUUCAGACGGCCAACACUUCAUUGAUCGCAUCGUUACCGGUGAUGAAAUAUGGCUUCCAUCACUUCACCCCCACAUCCAAAAGAGCCACGAUGGAGUGGAAACACGUUCGAUCACCGACGAGGAAGAAGUUUAA